Molecule: messenger RNA, 1607 nt
Organism: Pieris rapae (cabbage white)
Lineage: Eukaryota; Metazoa; Arthropoda; Insecta; Lepidoptera; Pieridae
Exons: 5
Coding region: 252-1052 (266 amino acids)
Source: RefSeq, a predicted model, not a curated record
UCAACGGUUACAGCUUUUUGAAAUUUAACCACAAGUUGUUUAUUAAGUUCUUGUUGUGUUUGUAUUUCUGUACAUGUAAUUAUUUUGGAUGAUAAAAAUUACUUCUAUGUGCCAGCUGUAGUAUAAUUAAUAAUAUGCGUUGCGUCAGUUUUUCACUCUUAAAUAUACAUAAUAACUAGUAAUUAUUUUGUAUGGUUUCUUUAAAGAAAAAUUACUUCUGCAGCGCAUAAUAUUAAUCAGUUUUCUCAUCCAUGGAUCAUCUAGCGAUUAUUUACAAUGAAAAUCAAUGGAGGAUUAAUGCAGUGUCCCCUUUAAAUAACUUGCAUUUUAACGAAGUGAAAUUAAAGCAAUAUGCAACAAAAAUUAAACAACACCUUGUUCGUGCAGUUUUCGCAGCAUCCAUUAAGUUCACUGUUUCUUUUGAAGAAUUACCAUACCUGAAGUUCUCUCCAGAAGAUCCUAAUGGAAUCUUGCUAAGAGUGGAAUCAGUAAAGGAAUCAAAAACAAAAACUGCUUAUGAAGCAAUUUUUCUGACAUGGGGUACACAUUUAACUCUAACAGAUGCCAUCCACUUACCUUACAUGCUUGAAAGGGGUGAACAAAGAGUUGGUCUAUCUGUAAAGAGUUCCUUGCAAAAUAUAUUUGACUGUAACAUAAAGGAAUAUAAUUUUUCACAGUUGCAGUUACUACAAAUAGGAUUAAAUUUUCUCAAUGUUGAUACAUCUAAAAGUACAGAUCUCUUCAUAAUUGGCUUUAAAGUACCACAAACUGAUAUAACCCAGAAAGUAUCAUUUAAAUUUGAGGUUGGUGAGAUGCGGAGAAUUUGGAACAGCCUUAAAAAGGAGUGUUUAAAUGAACUAGAAUUAGUCCAAGUGAUGUACCAAAAUCUGCAAAAUCAAAUAUUUUAUAUGAUUACAUUAGAUGUUACAAUAUUUGAGCUAAGUGAAGUUAUUUUACCUAAUGCUGAAGUAAGGAGCAAUGGACAAGUGAAAAUGAAGACAGCGCCAGCAAUAAACUCACUAUUUGUAACAUUAAACACGUAUUUCAGAUAACAUUUCCAGGACUUUCAAUUUACAAUCUGGGGGGUUAGUACAAGUUUCACUGAAAAGGAAGGGACAUAUUUAUCUUUAAUAAUCCCAUUGAAAAUUUACUUGGGCAUUGUAAUUUAAAUGGCAAUAAAUGUAAUGUAAUAAUAAUGUAAUGUAAAUUGAAUAUAUAAUAUUAACAUUCAUUUUAUCUAAAUGUUAUUUAUUGUUAACAGCAGAAGGUUUUAAUGAUGGCAUUUAAAUUUGAUAAUGCUAUAAAGUUGCAUUUUGGAUGAAUUAUGGAAAUUAUAAUAUCAUGAUUUACACGAAUUUGGACUAACAUUUCUAUUCUAGGGUAAAAAUAAAGUUUGAUCAACAUUGAUACUAUUUGGUUUGAUGAUAAAUACUAAAAUCUGUCCAUUUUUGGUUAUAUAAACCAGAUUCUUAUAUGAAAUAUGUACUUUUUAGAAAGUGCUCAGGGCAGGACCUUUUCUAGAAACAAGGCAACUGCAUUAGUAAAUAUUGAUUUUGCUACUUGUGUAAAUAGUAAUAUAAAAUAAAAUGUUUUAUCUCAACCUCUUA